Molecule: messenger RNA, 1656 nt
Organism: Suillus subalutaceus
Lineage: Eukaryota; Fungi; Basidiomycota; Agaricomycetes; Boletales; Suillaceae
Exons: 12
Coding region: 1-1656 (551 amino acids)
Source: RefSeq, a predicted model, not a curated record
AUGUCUCAGCCCAAGACAGUUGCGCAGCGCAUGGCAACUUGGCCUAAGAAUGCAACUCAACAUCCGGGACGCAUCGUGAUUGAAACGCGAAAGGAGGCAAAGGAGGCAAGUCAUAAAGCUGUGCAGGAAAGUUAUCAGCGUAUUGCAACUAUGCAAGCACAGAUGCAGGCUGAUCAAGAGAAUGCCCGUGUUGACGCACCUAAGCCUAAGCCUCCUCGUGCACGCCCAGUGGGGAAGGCUGCAAAAACCUCGAAGACCCCCGACUCGACUAUGGAUGGCAAGGGUCAAAAGGGUAGAGCCAGACAGUUAGCAGCUGGUGUUAAUGUUGAACAUCCUGCGACUGAUGAAGACUUGGAGGAGGAGCCAGUAGUAGCAGCAAAACCCCAGAGAAAAAAGGCCACCAAACCGCUGGUGAGAGAUGCGAUUGAAGCGUUAAACGCUGGCGUCGUUAUCGAUGGAUCAACAAAGGCACGUGACGCAAACGUCAAGACGAUUGAUAUUACUAGCUCCGCUUCUCUAAGCUCACAAAGAGGGAGCACUAUCAGCAGCAAUGUUCCACCCCGUCCACACCCAUCAGACGAGUACGACUCGGAGGAGCUGUUCACCAAACCUCUUUCUGGUUUCAAAGGCAAAAAGGCUUUAACUAUCGCGUCCAAAGCACUUGACGAUCGCGCAGAAGUCCUCAGCGAUAUCCGCGACCAAAUUAUCUUCAUGAAUUCGGGUAUUGGCGACAUCCCCCCUCCUCCACAGCUUGCCUCCCUGGGGGACUAUAAGUCCGAUUCCGAUGCCAGUCACGAGCUACAGGCCGCGGAUUAUGACUCUGACCUUACCAACAUUGCUACCACUCUCAAAGCCCCUCCGGCGAAACGGCUGAAGUCCGAAUCGUCCACUACCACUAUAACUGGUUCCCAUCGCGCUAUCGCCACUGCUAUCGCCACUCCCUCCAAGGCAAUUGCGCGUUCUGCAUUCAGGAAGAAGCAUCUUCCAAAGGGUUGUCAGAUGGCAAACAAGUGGGCAAGGGAGUUCAUUCCUACUGCCAUUCGCUGUGUUGGCGAUUUAUCUGAAGUAUGGACGCUAUCAGAUGACAUUCUCUGUCCUAUCUUGCAGUCAGCCUGGGACGCGGUCUACAAAGACAAGAUUCCACACACGGUUACAGCAGACGGGCCUGUCAUCGCCCUCACCCUCCAGCGGUUGUCAGAGUGGCGCAAUAGCAUUAGCAAUGUGGCUCUCGUUGUACUCGCUAACUUCAUGAUCUCGCAGGAGGACCUCAACACCGAUCAGGACCAGGACGGAGAGAUGUCCAGACCAUUCCAGUCUGACCUCCUUGUGCAGGUCCUUGUGCAGCACAAGUGCGCCACGUCUGGCGCUGUCAACAUGCCAGGAACAAACAACACAUUGCCGGGACACUCGAAGGGCGCUCUCGCUCUCAUGGAACGUGCCAUCAAACUUUUUGCCAAUGGGCAGAUGCUUCUGAGCGACAUCGCCACCGCUGGCAACGGCCGAAACAACAAGACCCCGCUGCACAUCAAUCCGUCAACGGGUAAAGAGAGUAGUGUUCCAUUGGCCCGCUUGCCAGACUCGGUCAUUUACCGCAACUCGGAGCUCGCGCAGAGCCUUGCCAUGAAGAGGCGUUGGCACACGGAUGGAGGUGGAUGA